UUGAGUUUGGUUAAUGUGCAGCUCUGGUGAGAAGAAAUAAAAUAAAGCAAAAGGGUGAAGCAAGAACAAAGAAAACCAAUCUUUUAAAAACAGCAGAAUGUAAAUAUGGUGUGUUUUGAAAUUAGUUAGUAUAUGCGAAGACUUGUAUUAAUAUCGGCGUCUUUUCCAAACAGACACUAUGCAUAAAUAUCAAUCCAAACCCAACAAACAAAAUAACAAUCAGCACAAACACAACACAAUCACCUUUUCUUUUUCUUUUGUUCUUCUUUCUCGUCUACCAAACACUACACACCAUCCGUCAUCAUCAUGAUUUUCUUAUUUUAGUCUACCCUUUGUCACUUCACUCUUCCUCUUUUUUUUUUUUUUUUUUUUAAGUGGCGGAGGAAGAUAGAUUACAUAACAUAACAUGGAUCAUCUUCACCACCAUCACACCCGCUUGGUUGGUGACUACAUCCUGGGUCCAAGAAUCGGGUCGGGUUCUUUUGCUGUUGUUUGGUUAUCCAGGCACCGUAAUUCUGGUACUGAAGUUGCAGUUAAGGAAAUUGACAAGAAGUUGCUUAGUCCUAAAGUCAGUGAAAGUUUGCUUAAAGAAAUUUCCAUACUCAGUACUAUCAAUCAUCCCAACAUUAUCCGCCUCUUUGAGUCCAUUGAGAAUGAAGAUAGGAUAUUUCUUGUAUUGGAGUACUGUGAUGGAGGUGAUCUUGCGGCUUAUGUUCAUCGUCAUGGGAAAGUAUCGGAGGCUGUGGCUAGACACUUUAUGAGGCAAUUGGCUGCUGGGUUGCAAGUGCUUCAAGAAAAUCAUCUUAUCCACAGGGACUUAAAACCACAGAACCUGCUUUUGUCUUCAAAUGAAGAAACUCCACGACUGAAGAUAGGGGAUUUUGGUUUUGCAAGGUCGUUGACGCCCCAAGACUUGGCUGAUACGCUUUGUGGUUCGCCGCUGUACAUGGCUCCAGAGAUUAUUCAGAAUCAGAAGUAUGAUGCGAAGGCUGACCUAUGGAGUGUUGGAGCUAUUUUGUUCCAGCUGGUGACUGGGAAACCACCAUUUGAUGGCAAUAGUCAAUAUCAGCUUUUCCAAAAUAUUUUGACAUCCACUGAGCUGCGAUUUCCCCAAGGUGCUUUGGAGGAGUUACAUCCAGAUUGUUUGGAUCUGUGCAGAAGCCUUUUACGCCAAAAUCCAGUUGAGCGACUAACAUUCAAGGAAUUCUUCAAUCACAAGUUCCUUGGGGAGCCAAGGUUAGAGAUGGACCCUGAGCAGGAAUCUUUGGUUCAAGAAACGAAAUCAGUGGUUGAGCAGCUUGAUUCUUCUGGUUCUGAUGAGAGGUCUCUGUUGCAUUCAGAGCAUCCCAUGCACUCAACUGGCAGAAAUGCAAAAUUAUCCAGUUCAUUUGUGCAUGAUGAUGUAGUGCAUGCAAAAGUUCAUGGUAGUAUAUCUGGAACUGAAAGUGUUCAUAGUUCUUUGCCAAUUUUUGCUCAUGAUAGGACUAGGAGAAUGAUUGAUGGAAGCCAAUGCCCAUCAGAUCACCAUAGAGUUGCUGAUUCAGCGGAGUCCAUUGAGAGAGAUUAUGUUCUAGUUAACUGUCAUUUUGGUUCAAUGGAGAAUUUAUCCUAUUACUCCGAAACAUCCUUGCAAGGUAACUCCACUACUAGAGUUUUUGUUUGCCCGCCAAAGAAGAAUAACCAGGAUGUGGCAGUUGCUCCACUAACAAAGCAGUGUGCUGCUAGUUCUGUUGAUAGUGCAAAAAAUCCUGUAAUAUAUGGAUCAGAUCCAUUAGCUGCAUCACGUGCAUCAACUAUAUUAAUGGAAGUGCAAGGACAAUCCAGACUGACUCCAUCAGCUAGUCUCCAUUUGUUAAAUCGAUAUGUUCAAGCUGUUGCAGAGCUAGCCCAGGAAAAGCACAAUGCAGGAUUGUUUCUGGAAUCAUUUUCAGUUGAACUAGUUGUUUUGGCCAUAUGGAAGAAAGCUCUUCAUAUUUGCAACUCCUGGCUGGCCUCAAGUGCAGGAAGUGAAUUACCUGAAAGCAGUUCAGCUAAUGAGUCGAAUCCUGAUCAUGGUGGCAGAGCAAAUAAAAUGGAUUUAGACAGACCUUCAUCUGCCUGCAAGUGGGCGGAGCAAGAAUUUGUUGCGGCAUAUAAUCGUGCAGAGAAGUUAUCGGACCACAUAAGUAAUAUGGAUGCUGCUGCUCAGAUGCCCGAUGCCAUGGAAAUAAUAUUCCAAAAGGCUCUUGCUGUUGGGACUAGCGCUGCUGUAGACGAGUAUAUGGAGAACAGGGGCAGUGCUGCAAUCUCUUACUCCAAAGCAAUGCUUCUACUUUCUUUUGUUGUGGAAGAAGCAGCAUCUCUGCCACUGAAUCCUCCAUUUCUAUUAACCCCUGCCAAUAAGAAACGAAUACAGAACUACAUAAUGAAUUUGCAGUCCCAUCAAUCUUACUUCUAAUUGAGCAACAACCUCCUGAUAUCCACACCAAGUAUGUCUCUGUGUGUGUGUGUGUGUGUGUGUGUGUAUAUAUAUAUAUGGUGUAUAGCUAUUUUGAGAAACGACUUUAAUUGCUGAUAGUCCCUGCAAAUCACCGGUCAGAUGUGGCAUGCAAUUCCGAACUUCUGCAUGUUCAAGUGGAUAGUUGACAUGACUAAGCGAGCACUUUGACAUAUAUUGGAUAGAAUUGUAAAUGAGACUCUGGGCAUCCAAAUUACGAUGAUAUUGACAUGUUUCGAUGAAGCUUUUGUUGUUGUUACUAUUUUUUUAUCAUGUAAAAUUAUAAACAACUGUAAAUAUGAAUGUAAGUUCUACAGUCUUUCCUUUA
Ricinus communis (castor bean) is the source of this 2804-nucleotide messenger RNA. RefSeq names its product serine/threonine-protein kinase ATG1a. The transcript has 13 exons. Bases 407 to 2437 code for a protein of 676 amino acids. Gene Ontology annotation, molecular function: ATP binding; protein serine/threonine kinase activity. Gene Ontology annotation, cellular component: cytoplasm; autophagosome. The record is from RefSeq and is a predicted model, not a curated record. Gene Ontology annotation, biological process: autophagosome organization; autophagy; protein autophosphorylation. Lineage: Eukaryota; Viridiplantae; Streptophyta; Magnoliopsida; Malpighiales; Euphorbiaceae.